Messenger RNA from Brienomyrus brachyistius, 1884 nucleotides. RefSeq names its product Kv channel-interacting protein 4-like. The record is from RefSeq and is a predicted model, not a curated record. Bases 94 to 771 code for a protein of 225 amino acids. Gene Ontology annotation, biological process: regulation of potassium ion transmembrane transport. The transcript has 8 exons. Gene Ontology annotation, cellular component: voltage-gated potassium channel complex. Gene Ontology annotation, molecular function: potassium channel regulator activity; calcium ion binding. Lineage: Eukaryota; Metazoa; Chordata; Actinopteri; Osteoglossiformes; Mormyridae.
UGUCGGUCGACAGAGCACGCCGCGUCGCUGAGGAUCUCCGAACUCCGAGUCGUCGAGCGGCAGCAGCAGGGAACGAGGAACCACGCGUUGAAAAUGAGCGGCUGCAGGAAGAGGUGCAAGCGGCAGAUCCUCAAAUUCGCCCAGUAUGUCUUCCGGAUAAUCACAGGCACCCUGAGCACAGACAGUAUCGACGAUGAGCAGGAGCAGUACACGAUCCGCCAUCGUCCCGAGGCUCUGGAGCAGCUAGAAGCUCAGACCAGGUUCACAAAGAAAGAGCUUCAGACUCUCUACAGAGGCUUCAAGAAUGAAUGUCCAAGCGGGGUGGUUAAUGAGGAAACCUUCAAAGGGAUCUACUCACAGUUCUUCCCACAAGGAGACGCGUCUCGGUACGCACACUUCCUAUUCAACGCAUUCGACACAGAUCACAACGGCUCUGUGAAUUUUGAGGACUUUGCGCUGGGUCUCUCCAUCCUGCUCCGGGGCUCGGUGCAGGAGAAGCUAAACUGGGCAUUCAAUUUAUACGACAUUAAUAAGGACGGAUACAUAACUAAAGACGAGAUGCUGGACAUCAUGAGGGCUAUUUACAGCAUGAUGGGCAGGUGCACCUACCCAGUGCUGAAGGACGACACGCCCAGACAGCACGUGGAGAUAUUCUUCCAGAAAAUGGACAAGAACAAAGAUGGAGUGGUGACCAUAGAUGAAUUCAUUGACUGCUGCCAAAAAGAUGAGAAUAUAAUGAGGUCAAUGCAGCUGUUUGAGAACGUCAUUUGACGCUGGUCCGGUCCAGUCCCGUCCUCCUGCUGGUUCUCCACUAGUUCUUCACAGGACUGUCCAUUUGACGCCGCUUCAGAGUAUCUUCAGAGUAUCUUCAGAGUAUAUGUGUAUACAUGACCUAUAAAGGUUCAUCUGGUUGCAUUCUCAUCUUCGCUGAGAUGGUGCAUCUUCAUGAGAUGGUGCAUCUUCAUGAGAUGGUGCCGUGAUACUGUGCGCCUCAUGGGAUAGUUACACGUCAUCGACAAACGGUGAGCCGGUCAACGGACUGCGUUGCGUUCAGCCGCUUUACGGUACAGAUCUCUACAUGUUUUUCGUUACGUUUGUGUUAGUUUUCUCCUGCACCUCUGCCCUGUUAGUAGCGAUACGCCUCGUUAGGGACUGUAAUUUAGAUGUUUUACUCCUCUGUUGCAACACGAGCCAGAUGAGUGUGGUUAAUUACCGGGGCGAGUGGAGCUGCAAAGUGAUUUGGCUCGUUGGUAAAUCUAGGUAAACUGCCGCGAACCUAAAAGGGGACCAAACCAACGGGCUGUCUGCGCCCAUCCGGAUCCGUCCCCAAGCACAUCCCCACUCGCUUUAAUGAAGUACUGAACGGCCUUGAAAUUCAGAAAGAGUUUGUCUCUGUACAGAAUAAAGUCGGAGAGCAUCCUCUGCAGUGUUAAAGGCACACGGAGAGAUGUCUGGACAGCGGAACAGGCUACAUUCAAGCUUUGAUUUAGAUCAAACAGUAAAUUUCUGGGCCGUGCCCUUGUUGGACCCUGUUACAGUACUGACAAGCACACAAUAUACUGUAAGACUAACAGUAAACAAGAAGGCAUUACGGAAUCUGUAACUUGGAAAAAAAUGCCAUGUUAAAUGGUAGUUAUCAACUUGAAAAAUCAUCGUUACCAUUUAAAGUUAGAGAAUAAAAUGUAUUAAUUAAUGCUGAAGCACAUGCUUAGGUAUAGUUUAUAGAAAUAUGAAGGCAUAGGAAAAUAUCAUUCUGUGCAGAACCGUGCUUUAUAAUUUGCAUAAAUGUGUCACUUGAAUUCAUCUGUAUAUUUUAUUUUUAUUAUUACUGUAAAUGUCAUUUGUUUUUUGUUUUCUAUGCACAAUACAAUACUAGACAAUAAA